UAUGCUCAAUUGAAAGGAUACUGUUCGUUUACAGUAUGCUAAAAUUAACUAAUAGUAUAUACUUAUUAAGUAUGUCGUACACAGUAAACUAGUAUGGGUUUUCGAUCACAGCUUUGGAGCUUGCCCCAGUUUACUCUAUUUACAAAACGCCGGCAAGGUGCAUUGUCCUGGGCUGCAAACUACCAGUUCCCACUCUUUUCCAAAAGACUACAUCGUAUUCCGAAAAUUGGUGGAAUUCGCCUCAUAAGAAAGAGAAUAGCGUAUUGAACGGCACUCUGAUAUGCGAGGCUCAUUUCAGCAAAGAAUGUUUUCGACUCCAUACACCGAGAAAGAGAUUAUUGUGGGAUGACGCGUUUCCCACGAUUUGUCCCAGCGAUAGCCCGAGCAGAGCCGAUACUUCUUCACUUUAUGUUUGCCAAAAGGACGAGAAGAAGCAACACAGACCGAACCAAGAAGUUCAGGAUAGACCACGCAUGGGUUAUUCUGUUAUACAGAACAGCAGGGAGCCGAAACGGUGAGCAGAGAGUUAAUGAUGGAGGCUACGUCACUUCAACGUACUGAGCGUCACUUCUGAUAAACCAAAGAAAGGCUCCCGAGGAAAAACUGUUACAUUAUAGCAGAUUUUUGCUAUUUCAUCAAAUUAAACGAACAACAAUCAGGCAUAAUCUAUCUAGUCACGGAAAUAUGGAAUGUGUGUUUCAUUGGCUUUUUGAAAAUUGAUAGUGAGCUCCAGUCAAUGGAAGCCGUGAUGGAGGUUAAGGAGUCAGAGACAGCCAUGAUGGGUUUUAAGGAGUCAACGGAAGCCACAAUGGACGUUAAGGAGUCAAUUUCACCCGCAAUGGACGUGAAGGAGUCCAUGUCAGCCAUGAUGGAAGUUAAUGAGUCAGAGUCAAAAGAAGCCGUUGUGGACAUUAAGGAGUCACAGGGAGCUGUUAUGGAACUCAAGAGGCAGUCUUCCUCCUCUGGCGGCCAGGGGCGGGACAGAGACCGGGAGUCGGACAGCUAUCUCCAGCACCUCCAGUGUCCACACUGUCUGCUCCAGUGUAAGAGCCACUGCAGCUACCUCAUCCACAUCGCUAAGAUCCACCCAAGCCGCCUGGAUGACACGCCUGUGGGUCGCCUGGGCAACGCCAUCUUCUACCAGCGCACGGCACGGCUGUUCCACUGCAGCGUGUGUUUCCACACGGCCAGGGAGUUCCCUCGACUCUACGACCACCUGCUCACCUGCCACUGCCUCUCUGGGAAGGGCCAGGGAGAGGGGGGAGAAAAGGGUGGUGAGGAGGGAGAAGGGGAUGAGCGUAGGGGGGCGGGGGGAGAAGAACAGGAAGGUAUCAGUGUAGAUGUGCUGUCAAAAGACAGUAGUCAUCCUUCCAGUGAGCCCAAGGCAGAAGAGGAGGAUGAGGACAAAGGAGGAGUGAAGCAAGAGGAGGAAGGUAGGAAAAGAGGACUAGAGAUGGAGGGAGGCGAGGACAACGAAGAGGACUCCCGCUCAGCCGGCAUCCCCAUGAAACGAAAGAGAAGCUCUACGGCAGGCAGUGAGGAAGACGAUCAUGACGAAGAGGAAGAGGAGGAGCUACAGACCAACAACAACAAAAAAAGUGACAAACACAAAAAGCAGGAAGAGGCCUUCCUGACCAAAUAUAUCCAGCGCCAGGGGGGUCGCUACAACUGUCGCCUGUGCGGAAAGCGCUCCAAGAUGAAGGGCCAUGCCAUCUACCACGUGAGCUACAAGCACGACGUGCCCAAACCUUACUGCUGUAAAGAGUGUAGCAAGGCCUUCAUACUAGAGUAUUCGCUACUCAACCAUAUCUACCACAACCACAGACAGGGCAUGUACCGCUGCCUCUUCUGCCCCUUCAGCUCUGACGUGGUGUGGGGCAUAAAACGCCAUGGCAACUGCUGCAAUGCCCGAAGCGGGGAGGGGGAUGAGGGGGAGGGCAGCAAUGGAGAAGAGUGAUUGGUUAAUGGUUGUUAACACAUACGGUACCUUGGUAAUCAGGAGAAGGGACUCCAGGCCUACAUUAUCUAAGUUCUAGAAUCUCUUUGCAUUGUGCAUCUACUAGGCUAGUAACCCUAGGUACAGUAGAUUCCACUGUCACAGAGGUGUAGAUUCUCAGUGAAGUAUGUAUUUACUUCCUCUGUACACACAGUGAUGAAGAAUGGUGUACUUUGUCAUUCUGUUGACUUUUCCUGAUAUACUGGAGCUGAUGGACUCAAAUGUAGAAUAUGUACUUUGUGAACUCGCAAACAGCAUUAAUAUGUACAUGACAGCAGUUGAUGACUCAUAAUGCUACACAAUGAAACUAUCAACUGACAAAAACAUGUUUUUGUGUGUUUUUUACCUGCCUUUGUAUUGUAUUUAUUACCUGGGAUGUGUUUGUCUCUUUGAAAACAAUACAAUAAAAAGAAUACAUCAAUUUUAGAUACAA
Messenger RNA from Salvelinus fontinalis (brook trout), 2429 nucleotides. RefSeq names its product chromosome alignment-maintaining phosphoprotein 1-like. NCBI's taxonomy places the organism in Eukaryota, Metazoa, Chordata, Actinopteri, Salmoniformes, Salmonidae. The record is from RefSeq and is a predicted model, not a curated record. The transcript has 2 exons. The coding region runs from base 737 to 1957 and encodes 406 amino acids. Gene Ontology annotation, biological process: attachment of mitotic spindle microtubules to kinetochore.